Parathielavia appendiculata is the source of this 1800-nucleotide messenger RNA. Its product is annotated as Rtt106-domain-containing protein. The transcript has 3 exons. The record is from RefSeq and is a predicted model, not a curated record. The coding region runs from base 219 to 1664 and encodes 481 amino acids. Lineage: Eukaryota; Fungi; Ascomycota; Sordariomycetes; Sordariales; Chaetomiaceae. Gene Ontology annotation, molecular function: histone binding; nucleosome binding.
CUGGUACGCUCCCACCACGGCGCAGCGCGUCACGGUAACCUCUGACACGACUCGGACCGUCCACUGAAACUUGAACAUCUUGAUUUCAUCCGCGACACGCAAAGCCCGCUCUCGGACUCGCGACGCCAUCGUUAGAGACACAACCCCCGAAAACCCCCAGUUCGCCCAUCGAUCGGUCGAUCUUGUCUCCCAGCAGUUGGCUCCCCCAGCAGUUGGCCAUGACAGUACAGCUCGACCACCAAACGCUGGGCAUCGUGUUCCAAUCCAGGCCAGACAUUCUGGCGAGCAUUCAAACCGCUGCCGACUCGCCCGCGCGUAUAAGACUGUUCAACGACAUUGCCAGUUAUGUCCACGAGCGACUCGGCUCGGCCGACGCCCAAGACGGGCCUGCAUCGAAGAGGAGACGGAUCGAUGUCGCGCAAUCGCCCACGCAAACGCAUCCAAUUGGGCAUACACAGAGCAGGCCGUUGCCAGCAGGUUCGCAGCUGGCCGCCCUGAGCCCCGACGCAGCUUCCCAGGACUUUGUCUUGCUCGAGAUUAACGAUAUAUCGAUUACGGCGCCACAGCGCAAGAAGUACGACCUUUGCUUCACCAAAAACUUCCUGUAUGCCCGAGCGCCGGGCACGUCGGUCCCACUCCAGGGCAUCGUGUACCCUUGGAAGAGUAUCGAGCACGCAUUUUACCUACCCGUCCCCGACAAGUCGCAAGUACAGUACAACUAUGUUCUCCUGCCGCGCGACAGCUACCUGCCCACGACGAAACAAGGCAGUACGAACCCCGGUGAUAGACAAACCCCGCUCGAGCCUCUCGUUUUCACAGUGCCUGCCACAGCUCCAAAACCCGGCAGCGUCGGCGGACCCUCAGUCAAGACAGCCGAGGCAGUCUCCGACACAUACAGCAGCUUGUUUCACUGGGCCCUGACGACGUCGAUGCGCUCGGCCGGCAACCACUCGUGCCAGCUGAUCGGCUCCGACCCCAAGCUGUUCCACAGCGUGGCGCGGCAGCCCCACCGCCCCAACGAGAAGGCGGUCCACGUCAAGGCAUUCCGGGGCAGCAAGGACGGCUUCCUCUUCUUCCUCCCCACCGGCAUCCUCUGGGGCUUCAAGAAGCCCUUGCUCUUCCUGCCGCUGGACCGCAUCGUUGCCGUCAGCUACACCAACGUCCUCCGCACCACCUUCAACAUUGUCGUCGAGCUCGACACGGAUCAUCAUCAUGUAAGAUCGGGUGACGCCAACGGCGGCGGCGCCGUGGAGAAGGAGAUUGAGUUUGGCAUGAUCGACCAGGAGGAUUAUCGGGGCAUUGACGAGACGUACGUCCGCCGCCACGGCCUCGCCGACCGCAGCAUGGCAGAGCAGCGCAAGGCGAAGCGCGAGCUCGCUGAGAAUAUCAAGAAGCACCCCGCUGCUGCCGGGGAGGGGGACAUCGAAGGCAAAGCAGAGGGAGGCAGCGCCGCGGACGAUGGCCUGACGGAGCUGGAGAGGGCCCAGCGGGAGGCUGAGCAGCGGUUGCAGGACGAGGAGGACGAGAUGGAGGAGGACUAUGAUCCGGGCAGUGAAGGGGAGAGCGAGGGCGAGGGGGGCUCGAGUGAGGAAGAAGAGGACGACGAUGAGGACGCUCAGGGCGAGUAUGAUGAAGAUGACGAGGAUGAGGGCGGGGAAGACUGAGUUUUCGAGAUAUCCUGGCUCCGGUUGCUGUAAAUAACUGACUUGAGUGUCAGGGCCGCCUUUCUGCCUGGGUCGUGUUUCUACAAUGGAUACUGAUGAUGAUGAUGAUGUUGGAUGGGGAUGGAAACACUGCAGG